Molecule: messenger RNA, 447 nt
Organism: Drosophila bipectinata
Lineage: Eukaryota; Metazoa; Arthropoda; Insecta; Diptera; Drosophilidae
Source: RefSeq, a predicted model, not a curated record
UUUUUGAUCAGAAAGAUGUUGCUGUUCCAAUCGUUUACUUUCUUGGUAAUAUUCAGCUCAGUAUUCGGCACCGUAUUUGGAUCUAAUCAUCAUGAUAUACCACAAGGUUUAAAUGAGAUCGAAAAAAAUGAAUUUAAUCGAUGCAUUAGGGAGAAAGGAAAAAAUGGUCCCGAUCGUGAAGGGGCUUGCAAAAUUCAAUGUCACUUGCAAGCAAUAGGUGCGAUCGGCACUGGUAAGAUCGAUGUGAAAAAUAUUUGGUAUAGGGCUUGGAGUGAUAAGGGGAAUGCCACUGAGAUACCUCAAAAAACUUUACAAGCUUUAGAGGCCAAUUGUUCCUCCCUUAAGGCCACAGGAAGGUGCGAGCUAGGCAUCAAGAUAUCAGAUUGUUUUGGUAAAAUUGAUAAAUUGAUGGACACUUAAUUGAUAUUAUCCUUAGAAUAAAUCAAA